UCAGUCUUCGUGACAAAAACAAAUAAAAUAGAACAGGAAAACGACAUUUAUUUGUAGAUUUUUUUGUAAAUAAUUUUUCACAUGUGUAAAUUUGCUUAGUAACAAAUAAAAACAUGUCCGCACGAAUGCUAAAAAAGAUGCAGGGCGGAUCAGACAUUCUAGCUACGCCGCCCGAUGAUGAAUUAGACAACGACCACUUAACUGACAAUGACGAACUAGACACGGUCAGAGGAAAAUCGCAUUUAAAUCCAUUUGAUUUGCUAAAUCAACAGAGUCUCUCGGAGAGCGAAUUCAAAGAGGACGACAACGAGACGGAGCACCCAUCGGCGGCAAUACAGGCAAAUACCGCUGCUAAAAAAAAGAAGAAGAAACGGAAGAAGAAGGUCAGGUCCCAUGGCAAUCAUAUCAGUAGCGAAGACAAUGAGCGCCAGGACAAAUACUUUGAGAAAGUUGAUCCACUUCUGGGCAAAGUCUACGAUGCAGUGCCCAAACAAUUGGAGAAGACACCGGCGCCACCAACAGCUGCAGGAGCAGCUGGCGGCGGACAAAAACUUUUAAUGGUAGAGCUAAAGCACUUGAAUCAACAAAACGAGAUGCGACGCACUUUUGGCAGGCGGGUUGUCAAAGUUGAAAAUAAGCGCGGUCGCCAGAAGACUACACUUAAAUCCACCUACAUGGUAACUGCCAAGGAUUCAUGGCCGCCGCUAACCAAAAACAUCAUCACAAUGAAGUUGCUGCCAACACCCGAAACGCCUGGCACAUCCACCAGUCCGAGAAUUCAAAUAAACGACGAAGAGAAUGUGCAAUGGUUCACAUUCCAGCACAGUCAGUACUAUCAGGGCGUGCAGCACAUGUUUCUGUCUGCAUUGGAACGCAUUGAUUCGGAAUUUUUGAUUACACUUAUAAAGCGUUGUCCGUACCAUGUCGACUCCCUGGUGCAGCUAAGUGAGGUUUGCAAGAUGACCGAGGACUUUGCUCUGGCGUCCGAGCUGAUCGAGCGUGCACUGCUGCUGCUGGAAUCUUCACUGCACAUCAACUUCAGCCUGACGUCUGGCAAUUCGCGUCUGGACUACAGACGACAGGAGAAUCGCGCCUUUUUCGUUGUGCUCUUUAAGCACGCUCAGUACUUGGAGGAGCGUGCCUGUUGCCGGACAGCUUUCGAAAUCUCCAAGCUGGUAUUGAGUCUGCAGCCUGAUGUUGAUCCGUUGGCCAUGGUACUAGUCAUCGACUAUUACGCCUUACGCAGCAAGCAAUUUAGCUGGCUAGUGGAAUUCUACGAGUUAUAUAAUUCAUCACGCAAUCUUGCCCAGUUGCCCAAUAUGGCAUACUCUUAUGCGCUGGCGCUUUACACGCUGCACGGCAGAUGUGAGCGUGCCAAUGAGGCGCUGCAAUAUGCGUUGCUCAUGUUUCCCGGCGUGCUGCGUCCGCUGCUGGAUGAGAUGUCUGUGCAGACGGAUAAACGCGUGCUAGCCUCAUCAUAUUUCUUUACCGAUGUGUCUGGCGAUCAAUCGCCAGCGCUACACCAGCUUGUUUGCUUGUAUGUGUGCCGCGCCAAGGUUGUGUGGCGUCAGAACGAUGUUCUCUUUUGGCUGGAAACAAAUGUAAAUGCUGUAAUGGAUCGCAUAGACAGCAAAGAUCCGAUUAUCAAUGAUUACAAAGAUAAACGAUCAGUUCGCUACGGCGGCACACCACCUCGUCCCAUUCUACGACAUGUCAUACUAUCUGACUACAAGGAGAAGGUGCCGCUGGCCGUUUUCGUCUCGAAAGAGAAGCAGGCCAUCAUGACAUACGAUCCGCUACCACCCGUUGACAGUGUCAAUUGCUACCAGCGAAAAUCAUCUUCGAGCAGCAGCCCAACCACAAAUACCAACAACUCUGUUUCUAUGUUUUUCCAAUCGUUGUUGCCAUCAUUCAAUCUGAACAAUAUUGCGGCUGUACACCAACAACCGGACGCCGCAGCAGAGGCUGGCGCCGCAGCACCAGAAAUUGUUGGCUUUCCACAGCGUCAGCCCAACGUUCAAGGCGAAGCAGAAGAAGCUGGUAUUCAGCAAUCGUUGACUUUGAUGAUGGACGCCAUGCGUGACUUUUUGCAAAACUUUCGCAUUGCCGAGCACUUGCGCUCUCCAGAAACAGCCGUUGCCCAGUCGAGCAGCAGCAAUGACGACGAGGAAGAAGGAUCUAGCGACUAUGUGGAUUAGAACAGUCAGUCAAUUAAUAUUAUUAUUAUAAUAUAUUGUAUCCCUCACAGCCACUUAAAGACAACAAUGCACAUUUCUAUAAACUAAAGAGUUUAAUAUUUG
Messenger RNA from Drosophila virilis, 2300 nucleotides. RefSeq names its product Nuclear localized protein 1 (gene Nulp1). Gene Ontology annotation, cellular component: RQC complex. The record is from RefSeq and is a predicted model, not a curated record. Lineage: Eukaryota; Metazoa; Arthropoda; Insecta; Diptera; Drosophilidae.